Messenger RNA from Populus euphratica (Euphrates poplar), 880 nucleotides. RefSeq names its product ubiquitin-conjugating enzyme E2 variant 1D-like. The transcript has 4 exons. NCBI's taxonomy places the organism in Eukaryota, Viridiplantae, Streptophyta, Magnoliopsida, Malpighiales, Salicaceae. The record is from RefSeq and is a predicted model, not a curated record. The coding region runs from base 194 to 634 and encodes 146 amino acids.
ACUGUUCUAGUGGGACCGAUCACUAUUAUUGUUUUUCUUCUAACUUGUUCUCUCCACUUUGCCCAAGUCGCCUUCCGUUUUCCCAAGAUUCUCCUCUCCAUUUCUGACUGCUCCCCCACUCCUAUUUUCUCCCGUUUGCUUCAACCGGAUCCCACCAACACCGACAGACAGAAACCUCAAUAGUGAACCAUCCAUGACGCUUGGCUCAGGAGGAUCCAGUGUCGUGGUCCCUCGGAACUUCAGAUUGCUUGAGGAACUUGAACGUGGAGAAAAAGGUAUCGGGGAUGGCACAGUAAGCUAUGGAAUGGAUGACGGAGAUGACAUAUACAUGCGCUCUUGGACUGGCACUAUAAUCGGUCCUCACAAUACUGUACAUGAAGGUCGAAUUUAUCAGUUGAAGCCCUUCUGUGAUAAAGAUUACCCGGAGAAGCCACCAAGUGUUCGCUUUCAUUCUCGGAUCAAUAUGACUUGUGUUAACCAUGAAACUGGAGUGGUGGAACCAAAAAAGUUUGGACUUCUCUCAAAUUGGCAGCGAGAUUACACUAUGGAGGACAUACUGACACAGCUGAAGAAGGAGAUGGCAAUACCACACAACCGUAAGCUGGUCCAGCCUCCUGAGGGUACCUACUUCUAGCUUCCAAGGUCAUAUAGAUAAUGGAGCAUGUUGCUUUUGCAAUAUUUUACAUAUAUAGCUUGUAAUCCGGUGUUGGUCUUCUGGGGAAUGCCCUUAAAAAGCUUCCCCGGUUAGCUCCCCAUGGCUUCAUUGACUUGUUGUCUGUCUUCUUUCGUGAAACUGUGUUGAAGGGAUGCUGUUUGAUUAAUGGGAUUUAUCUGCGUGUCAAGUAUUUAUAAACACCCACCAAGCAGUAACUUAGUUUUA